Anthostomella pinea is the source of this 1239-nucleotide messenger RNA. NCBI's taxonomy places the organism in Eukaryota, Fungi, Ascomycota, Sordariomycetes, Xylariales, Xylariaceae. The record is from the annotation of a GenBank genome assembly.
AUGAAAUACGCCCUCAUCUCCAUGCUGGCCCUAUCCGGCGCCACCCAAGCAGCAGCCAAAACCAUCUACGCAGCCAGCUACGCCGGCCCCAUCUUCGAGCUCUCGCUCACCCGCGCCGCCAACAACAACAGCUUCUCCCUCAGCGAAGUCUCCCGGACCCUCGACUGCGGCUCCAACCCGAGCUGGCUGGCGCUCGAAAAGGCGACGGGCACGCUCUUCUGCGCCAACGAGGCCUACACGCUGCCCAACACGGGAUCUCUGUCGUCCUUCUCCACCAACAAGGCAGAGGAUUCUUCCUCCCUGAAUCUCCUCGAUAAUGUGACUACGGAUUAUGGGCCUGUGCAAGCUAUUUUCUUUGCGCCGAACCGCCUGGGGCUGGCGCACUAUGCCGGCGGCGCCGUGUCGGUCUGGGAUACGACGGAUCCGGGCCGGUUGGUUGAGCUGCAGAGCUUUCACUACUUCAUGGAUGCGCCGGGUCCUAAUGCCACGCUGCAGGACAAGCCCUACCCACACGGGAUCGUAGCCGACCCAACGGGCCGCUUCGUCGUCGUCCUAGACCGCGGCGCCGACGUGCUGCGCACCUACGCCGUGGGCCGGGACGGCCGACUCCUCGAGCUAGGCGCGCAUUUCACAGCGCCGGGCAACGGCCCCCGCCACGGCGUGUUCGCCAAAGGCCCCUCCGAGAAUAGCAAGACGUUCUUCUACGUGCUGGGCGAGCUGACCAACUCGCUGUUCGGCUUCGAGGUGCUGUAUAACGUUAGCGACGGCGAUGGCGAGAGUGGGAGUGGGAUGGGGGGUAUAAGCUUCCGCCAGUUCUACAACGACAGCACAUACCAAACCGGCUUCGGCUCCGGCUCCGGCACCACCCUACCGGCCGAGAUCGCCGUCGCCGAGGGCGGCCGGCACCUGCUGCUGUCGACGCGUGCCGACGGGCGCAGCGCCUACCUAAACAACACGAGCGACACCAUCGUGUCCUACGGCGUCGACCUCGACACCGGGACGUUAUCACUUAUCAAGCUGACGGCGUCGGGCGGCGCGUGGCCACGGACGUUUGCCGUCAGUGGCGACGGGACGAUGGUCGCGGUGGCGGACCAGUAUAGCGUGCCCGGCCGGCUGGUUGUGUUUAAGAGGGAUCCGGAGACGGGCGUUGUGGAUGAUGGGGUGGCGCUGGCGGUGUGGACUACGGAUUUGGCGCUGCCGGAUGGGCAGAGCAUAUCGUGUGUGCUGUGGGAUGAGUGA